CAUACUCUAAUCCUCCUCAAGCCUCCCCUAUUGUCUACGUUUCUCGCAAUAAGCAAUGGUUCAAUUAUUGGCCCUUGGAAUAUUUAUCGUGACGGUUGUCGCUUCAAGCAUUAGGUCACGCGUGAAGACCUCCGACACGGAAUUGAAAUGUCGAGCCUUGCCUGGCGACACGGCUUGGCCCUCGAAAACGAAAUGGGAACAAUUGAAUUCAACUAUUGGUGGGAGGCUCAUCGCGUCUCUCCCGCUCGCCGCCGUAUGCCACGAUCCUUACUACAACGAGAAGCAGUGCAAUUAUCUCCGCGAGAAUUGGGACUCCCCAAAGAUCUACGUGGACAAUCCUACAACCCCAAUGAGCUAUUGGUUUCAGAAUUCCAGCUGCGAUCCUUGGGCAGAUAGGAAGCUUCCAUGUGAACUCGGGAAUCUUGCCGAAUACGCCAUUAAUGUGACUGGUUCAGCGGACGCUGUCGCUGGUGUCAAAUUCGCGCACGAGAACAACAUUCGCCUAACUAUAAAGAAUACGGGUCAUGAUUACUUGGGGAAAUCAACUGGUAAAGGUUCCCUCGCACUAUGGACGCACCAUCUGAGCAGCAUCGAAGUGAAAAAGGACUACAGCGAGCCAUGGUAUAAGGGCCCCGCAGUGAAAUUCGGCUCGGGGGUCCAGGGUGCAGAAGCAAUCGAAGCUGCCCGUGAUGCUGGUCUGCGAGUCUUGGGCGGUGCUUGUCCCACGGCCGGCUUCUCGGGUGGGUUUAUUCAAGGCGGCGGGCACUCUCCACUCUCUGGUGCGCAUGGUAUGGCUGCAGAUACAGUCCUUGAAUGGGAGGUUGUCCUUGCAGAUGGCACCCUCAUUACUGCCACUCCCCAGCAGAAUGAAGACCUGUAUUUUGCGCUUGCUGGAGCCGGUCCUUCGACAUUUGGUGUCGUCAUUUCCGCUACUGUCCAAGCCUUUCCUGACGGCCCAAUUGGCGGUGCUUCUUUAUCAAUUGACCGUAGCGGUGUCAGAAACGAUACUUUCUGGAAGGCAAUCACAUAUUUCCAAAAAGCUCUCCCUGAUUUCAAUAAGGCUGGUGGUCAGACUGCCUUUGGCAUCUCGGGGAUAUGGUUCGAUCUUAAAUCUCUUACUCUUCCAGACUACGGUAAUGAGAAGCAGAUUCGUCAGCUUGUGUCAAACUUCACAAAAGGCCUUGACAGUCUUGGGUUGAAAUAUAACCUUACUAUUUCUGUUAGUCAAACCUAUGUCGAGCAUUUCGAAAAGUACUUCGGUCCUUUGCCAUGGGGCACAAUGCCCGUCGGCGGGUUGACAAGCGGCCGUUUUCUCCCAUUAUCAGUUAGUGAGGCUUCACCUGAGAAAGUCGUUGGUGUCUACCGCGAUAUUGUUGACAAGACUCAAAUUAACCUCGCAUCCACCGCUCAAGACGUUUCGAUUAAUUCGAAGCGCAAGCCGGUGGCAUCAAACUCGGUAAUGCCCGGUUGGCGUACGGCUCUUCAGACAAUUUUCAUGGAAAGUGAAUACCGCUCGAAUAUUUCGUGGUCAGAGAAACAGGCGGUGGAAAGUCAACUCAUUGACUUUGCGGAACGGCGUAUCGACUCCCUCGUGCCGGUUGAUACAGGGGCCUACUUGAACGAAGUAAAUUUUUCGCCUAAAAUUGACUGGAAGACACAGUUCUAUGGCAGCAAUUACCAAAGGCUACUCGACAUCAAACAUAAAUACGACCCUGAUAACGUAUUCUGGGCUACGACGGCCGUUGGCUCGGAUGCACUGACGGUGGCUGGUGAUGGACGCCUGUGCAAGGGGUAGCGAUUUCAACAAGAGCCCGAUCCAGCUUACCGAGCAUAGUUCUAGUGCAUAGGUGACUUAAUCACUAUAUACACAUGAUUUUAAUAAAAGGUAUUUGAUAGGAUAGCAGAGCUCUUAGAAAUGCGCGCGAAAAU
Molecule: messenger RNA, 1929 nt
Organism: Annulohypoxylon truncatum
Lineage: Eukaryota; Fungi; Ascomycota; Sordariomycetes; Xylariales; Hypoxylaceae
Product: FAD/FMN-containing isoamyl alcohol oxidase MreA
Exons: 1
Coding region: 56-1795 (579 amino acids)
Molecular function (GO): oxidoreductase activity; FAD binding
Source: RefSeq, a predicted model, not a curated record